This is a messenger RNA of Cryptotermes secundus, 3951 nucleotides long. Its product is annotated as sphingomyelin phosphodiesterase 4. Gene Ontology annotation, biological process: sphingomyelin catabolic process; ceramide biosynthetic process; glycerophospholipid catabolic process. Lineage: Eukaryota; Metazoa; Arthropoda; Insecta; Blattodea; Kalotermitidae. The transcript is spliced from 15 exons. Bases 319 to 3051 code for a protein of 910 amino acids. The record is from RefSeq and is a predicted model, not a curated record. Gene Ontology annotation, molecular function: sphingomyelin phosphodiesterase D activity.
UCAUUCGUUGCGCAGUUGCCGCUACCUGGUCAUGGCGGCCAUGUUGACAACGAAUAACAUGCGAGUUUCACGGGGCUGGUCGCAAUCAUCGCAAUCGUGAACAGUGCAGUGGUGAAUUUUCAUGGUGCUCGAAUUUAACGUAGUAUGUGUAUAUUGUAGAGACAUAGUGAGGCUUACCUGAAAAAUAUAAUCAUAAAGUGCCACAAUUUUAAAGUUGUAUGUAUCUGACAUUACGUAAUUGUCUUUCCAUUUAAUGCAUCAACUUUUCGUUUGUGCGGCUGAUACGUUAUAAAAUAUAUUUUGUCAGCUUGUGUGAAGAUGGCGACUUCGGGGAAUGCUAUUAAUGUCAGACUAAAUAACGCCCUUAAUCUACCGCUUCAAUACCGUUGUGAUGAACUUGCCAGUAUUUUUGUGGAAUUUGGUAAUAAGGAACUCCAGAUGGUGCUUCCUCAGUUGCUGGAAAGCCUCUUUGGACUUAGAGAUCAAAUGGGAUGGGGUUUGCGGACAUUUCAUCGCAACACACACCCACGUGAAUUUGAUAUUCUCUUCACAUUCCUUCAUCCUCACGGUGCCAUGUUCACACUGUGUUACAGGCUGCUUACAGAUUAUGUAAAAUAUGAAUUUCCAUUAUCAUACAUGCCAGCAAAAGUAAGGAAACAGAUUGAAGAUGGAAUGGUGCCUCCAUUCUACGCCGAUAAAGUACAGCUUGAUCCUCAUACAAGAGUACCCAUCUCGUUAGCAUUGAAUUCAUUUGAGUUCUAUAUAUUCCAUUUUGCAUACCAUCUGGUAAACCCAUGGCUUCAGAGGAUGACAGACCAUGGCUCAUAUUCUCUGUGGGAGACAGUGUACAAUCAUCUUGCAGAAGAGUACCUUACGCACUUCUUGCCUUGUGAUGGUUCUUCAGUGCCUCCGUAUGCUGGAUGUUAUGUAUAUCCCAAAAGUUCAGUACCUCUUCAGGCAGCUAGCAGACCUGUCCGUUCCCCAACAUUAUUUCGACAGUCAGUUGUGCUGAAGCAAGGCAGCACCUCAGGUUCUCUGCAUUCAUCUCCAACCUUACCACAGCAGAGCACUCUUGUUGAGAUAUGGAGAAGUGAAUCUGUGAUUCAAGUGUUCAUUGACUUCUGGUUAAGUUAUGGAGAGAGGGAGAUACCAUACCUACACCUAGGCUCUGGGACACCACCAAGGCAGUUUUCUCCAUCAGUGGUACUGGGUAAAACCCACUCUUUCCUUCAAAAUCAGAUGCAGCUUCAAUCCAACAUUUUUCACCACUGUCCUCAUUACUAUCCGCCAGUAACAUCAAGCCCAUACUUUCAGAAUCAGGUGCAGUCUCAACCCAACAUUGUUUUGUGUCACUGUCCUCGUCGUAGACUUUAUAUGCCAUAUAGGCCUAUCUUUUACAAUGAGAUGCAGCCUCAACCCAUUGUGGCUUUGCGCCACUAUCCUGACUUACUGCCCUCAGAAGAACACAUUCGAGUGGUGAGGAAUCUGGUGAAACAUUUACACUACUUUGCAAAUAGCACUGUUGGUGAUUUAUCAGCAAUGGAUGAACUUAAAAGGAUCAUCUUACCAUCCAGUCAGGCAAAGAUAUAUGGAUUCCUGCGGCAUACGAUCCAUCACUGGCCGCUUGAUAGCUCUUUCCGACUCAUCCUUGAGACCUGGUUGAGUUAUAUCCAGCCAUGGCGGUACACUGAUUGGCAGUACAGAAAUAUGCGAAGUCCUGGUGGUCGUGAUAACGAAGAACGUACCCGCACAGUUGAUCGACAGUGGCUCAGUUUUAUUGCUGAGAAUCUUCUCUCCUAUACAAUUAUAUUCAAGCAGUUGUUGCCACGUUUCACAAGGCUCGAUCUUACAACACCAAAGAAUGCACAUAUGUUGUUCAGAGUUACCAAGGUAUUCUCACAGCCAAACUUGAAUACAAUGCUGAGUGAAGUAGAACAUUGCUUGGAUGAUGUGUCAGGAGCAGGCUUACCAAAUGACUCUGUCAACUCCAGGAACAGUCCAGGAACCAGUCAUCAAGGGCACAAGUGGAGUGCUCUUGUGCGUCAGCAAAUUUUGGAACUGGAAGGUUCUGGCUAUCAAUAUAAGGCAUUAUUUGGUUCUGAGACUAUGUCACAGGUUUUCCAGUUCAUGUUGCUAAUUCAGAGGGCAAAUGAAACUGCCCAUAACUUGCAGCUCCACCUGGAAAAAGAGUCAAGGAAGCGCUCAUCAAGUUUCUUCGCUUCCUUAAAGGACUUGUUUUUCUUCAACCCAGCUGACUCAGAUGAAUACUCCUUGGAAGAUAGACAAAAGGUGUCAGCAUAUCUGGAAAUGUGUUUAUGUCAACUUUCCCACAUUUUUGAGAUUGACCUUGCAAGACUACCUGGCAUCAGCUACACAAAUGAUUAUGAUGCAUACAAUUCUUGUGGUACAGUAUCAUCAAGAAUGGGAACAUCAAGCUUAUUGCAGGGAGAGAAUACUACUAUGGAAAUAAUUCCAUCCCAAAGCCAGGUCCACACUUCAAUUUCACCAUUGCUGGCAUCACGAGAUUGGAAGGAGCGAAGAAAACAUAUCAAGUAUGAAGGUGACCCUGACCUGCAGCCGAUUAAGAGUACUGAAAAUGCAUUUCUUGUCAGACUGUUGCAUCAGGUAGCAUCAAAACUGAAUGAAAUGUACACCCUAGAAAUGUGCUACUUCUAUGAACAGAAUGGAUUGUUGGGAUGCAUUGCACGUCAGGUUCUCUGUCCACCUACAGUAACACGCACCUAUGACAAAAGCCACCCUGGCGAAUACAAAUCACGUACAGAAAAGGUGCUACCACCACGUCUGAGCCUGCGUAGUUUUGCUAGCCACCGAACCAUUGUAUACAUGUUGGUAGGCAUGGGACUGUCUUGGUUGUCGGGUUAUGGACUAACAGCAUUCUUCUUUGUCUUGCUUAUUUUUUGGAUGUUUUUUGUGUUGUUCAAAGCAGUCCUUGAGCCUUGGUUGGGCUCAACCCACCACAGUGCUACUACCGAAGCACUACCAUCACCAUCACCCACCAGUCAGAGCAACAUGCCAUUCUCUAAUAUGUGAUAAUUGUCACUUCUUUUCAGUGUUGGAUGCCAAAAAAAAAUAUAUAUAGAUUUUACAAAGUGAUAUUACAAAACAGAGUUGUAACAGGAUUUUAAAGUCUUCAUGUGUUUGAGGCAUAUUUCUCACAAUACUUCUAAGUAAGCACAUUCAAAAGUGUCUUCCAUGGAAUACCAACAGAUGGAACAGUCUGUUCAUACAGUUAAUAAGCCACAUGUAUAGUAAAGUACCAGUAUUGAAGUGUAAAUAAAAAACUAAAUAUUUCAAUCAGAAAUUAUGUGUAACACACUGUAAAAUAUUUAUAUUUUUGAAUUCAUGGGACCAUUUUAAAUUCAGUUUAUCACUAUAUCAAGUAGCAGUAUUCAUGUUUCAAGGUUUCCAGAACCAUUCUAGCUUAAAAGUUGUUGAAACCAUCCUCCAUUGAUCCUCCAAUGAAUAUCUUCCUCAGGGUAAUGUUCUGCUAUAGUAAAUUAUUUUGCCCUGUCCAGUCUCUGUGAAAACCAUUGAUGUUUAUAUUGUGGUCUGCUGUUUCAAUUAGAAAGUAUUUAUAAUGCUGUUUUUAUCCAAGCAAUGGUAAUUUAAGUUCUGCAGUCUGUAUCCGGUUUCUGGUUUCAGUGUCAUGUCACUCUGAACAUUUUUAUGAUAAAUUACUGUGGAUGCUGCUAUCAAUUUUUCAGUGGUCUUCAAAUAAUUCCAUACAUAGGGAUCAGUUCUGAAAUUUUGUUAAAUUAAUACAUUCAAAAUAAACAGAAAAUCCUAAUAUCCAUAUAGAUAAAUAACAGAUUUAGAGAAAGGGAUGGAAACUCCUUAAAGCUAACUAAAUAUGUGAUCUUGUGUCUGAAGUUGUAAACCUAAUAUGAAAACAUGUAAGACAAUGAUACAGUUUUGUUGCCAAGAAGCAGU